AUGGUUACAGCGCCAUUUAGCCCAAGACAGACAAAACUUUCUGACCCAGAUAGAGAGCCUCUAAUUUCAGCAGCCUGGCAACCGAAGCUGGCAUCCACUGUCGUUCUUGCGCCAGAUGAAGAAUUGCAUCGACGAUUAGUAUGGCGGUAUUGCACUAGGCGAAGUAAACAAGCCAUAGCCGCAUAUCAGCGCCUUUGCAUGGCUGGCUACCGACGAGGAAAUCCUUGUGAAAAAGAAUACUACAAGAUCGUUUAUCCGGCCAAAGUCGAGGUAUUUGACUCUGAAAAGCAGGUGGGAGCACCGAUAGCAUUAUCCUCCAAUUCUGACUCUGCCGGUUCUUUUUCCGCCUCGGUCGCUGUAGUACCUGAGGCGCCAUCGACACCUGACACUUCACUGUCUGUGGAAAACCUUUAUUUGCUGCCACUUCAUGUUUGGCGUGUAUGGCAGUCACGCUUCUACAUCUGGCUUGCUGGCUGGGUUGACCGGAUGAAUAGGAAAACACGUCAGCUAAUGGCAGCAUCAAUUCGUCAAGAGGCAGCAGCAACUUCCUCUGGUGCCGUCGGUUCUGCCUCUGGUGUCAAUGGCGGUGACCAGGACAGAACUAACUUGACCGCUGUCAGCGCAGGAAAAUGCAAAGAAGAAAAUACUGAAGAAAGACAGGAAUACACAAAAGAUGAUGACUCCUUUAGUGAUGGUGAAGAGGACACAGGCCAUCGAAAUCAAGCAGGGGAACGGACUUCCGGUGGCUUAUCUCCAAACUCAGAGCGAAUUGUAUUAUCAUCUGACUUGCCUGCCGAUUUCAGACCAAUGACGGUGGUAGAGGUUAGUCUCUCUUUUGUUGUCCCCCUUAGUUCCACAUACUGCUUUCAGAAAUUAUGUUUAUUAUGA
Protopolystoma xenopodis is the source of this 888-nucleotide messenger RNA. The record is from the annotation of a GenBank genome assembly. Lineage: Eukaryota; Metazoa; Platyhelminthes; Monogenea; Polystomatidea; Polystomatidae.